This is a messenger RNA of Pezoporus occidentalis (night parrot), 4685 nucleotides long. RefSeq names its product C-type lectin domain family 4 member E-like. The record is from RefSeq and is a predicted model, not a curated record. Lineage: Eukaryota; Metazoa; Chordata; Aves; Psittaciformes; Psittacidae. The transcript has 5 exons. The coding region runs from base 2960 to 3544 and encodes 194 amino acids. Gene Ontology annotation, molecular function: carbohydrate binding. Gene Ontology annotation, biological process: immune response; biological process involved in interspecies interaction between organisms. Gene Ontology annotation, cellular component: external side of plasma membrane.
CACUCUGUUCCCUGUGCUCCCCAGGUGGUGUUUUAUCCACCCAGGAAUGGUGCCUGAUGUAUUUCCCCUAGUUCAUGUUCCAUUGAUCUCUGUAUCUAUGCUGUGCUUGUUAACUUAGGUCUAUAUUGCAAGGGGGUGUGAAAGUAGAUUGAAGAGUCUCCAGUGCCUCUUCUAGGACUGCACUUGUUAUAACCAAGUACCACUGUCUUCAGUGGUUCAGGGGCAGGAAUCCCUGACAGUUCUGUACUGCAAGGUACCAUCCUGUUGCCACAGCACGCUGAUCUGACACAUAUAUUUGUGAAGUGAAAUAACCAAGGGUCACUCAUGACUCUCUUCAUGACUGGAGCAGAUAGAAAACGGCUGAGAAUCUUUACUUACAGAACUGUGGAAAGACCCACAGGAAUACUGAGGUCACUGAUACAUGCUCUCCUCAAGCAUGCUGCUAGUGUUUAUGGAGCAGGAAAGAGAAAUAGGUUCCUGCCAUUUUGGAAAUGAAAGGUACUUGCAAUGAUUCUGGAGCUUCCCACUGAGAAGAUAACAUUUCCCAUCACUGGUCCUAGCUGCCUGGCACCAGGGCUACUAAGGAGGUUCUGUGCAGUUCAGUGCAGAGUUUUGCUAUUUCCACCACUUUGUGACUCUAUCCCUGAGUGGGACAGAGCUAUUUGUCAUCUGAGCAUUGUGAGCUCAGCUGUUGAUUUCCUGGAUGCAGUAGCUUGGUUUGUGAUGCUGAAAAGAAAGUCAUUUGCUUUCUCUCUGCUUUAGACCCUGUGCAAACACCAACGUGAAUUCAUGUGAAUUCAUUGCACAGACCUUCAUCUUUGUCAAAUGGGCUGGAGAGCAGUGACUGCUAAAAUAGGAAUGUCAGUGUAAACAAGUGUGUGAAUUGAAUACCAGAAACUAUCUGAGAGGGCAUUUGCCCCGAAUUCAUUUGCCAUGGAAUUAGGAAAAGUCUUUUAAGAAAGACAAUAAUUGGUCCAGAGCCAAAGUUUAGAAGAAUCAAGAACAUUUUUAACAAAGAGAAGCAGGAAGGAAGUGACAGUCAACAUCUGGUUUGACAGUCACCCUGCAGCCUGUCUAUGGCAGAGCAUCCUCCCUGUUGAAUACAGUGGGCAGCCUGCAUUCCUGGCAGUAAGGGUGGAACAUAUACAGACCCACAAGUUCAGUAUUCAUAUGUGACCUUGUGGUUUCUCACUGGCCUGUGGGUAAGCAGACUGUAGGAAGUGGCAUGGAUACACAUGUACCCUACACCUCCAGUAGGAAGCGCGUAAGAAUAGGGAAAUCACUGCUCUUAGAAAAGAGGAACAUGGGAAGUUGCACAAGUAAUCAUGAGAAUGUGUGUGUAUGUGGGGUUUAGAGCUUUUGGGGAUCAGUUACUUAAAGACGUUUACAAAUUUGUAUCUAUCUGUUGACAUUUUGUGUCUGCUGUUGUGCUUUAUCUCGGUUGCUGAUGCUGAUCCUGAAUAUACAGGUUAUGGUUUGCCGGUUAAUUACAUGUGAUGAAUUGAUUGGUAAACUGCUUAGAUCCAUCCUGACUAGAUUUAAACCACAUGAACUAAGCACAUUUUCCUUCUGACAGUUUUAUACCCUCUUCACUUGACAUACUGAUCAGCCAAAGUCAGCUCCCUGCCUGUAUGCACAAAAUCAAGUGUAUUUUAAAGCAAUGGCAAAUAAAAUGCAUUCUCAUUUUUUAACAUCUGUGGUGCAUUUCAGUGCUGUUCUCCAGCAUGAUAGCUGGGAACUUUUAAAUAUGUCAUGUGAGGAUCUCGCUGCGCUGUGAAUCCAGUACCUUGUGCCUUCUAGUAGCUUAUAGUUUCUAUGACAGUACCAGCAAGCACAUGUAUGGGCCAUCUUUCCAAUGUAACAUAGAUGUUGGAUGGUUUGACCCUGCUUGCAGCCUGCUGUGCAUGAAAAAACAUACUCAGAGGAUAUCUUCUACACACAAUUUAGGGUUGUUCUCAUUUGUAGCUGGUUUUGUGUCCUGCUCUUUUGAGACUUCAACUGAUACACUUGUGCUAUUGCAUCCAUUCCUUCCUCAGUACAUCCAUUCAUGCCUUUUCAUAGGGAGAAAGUGAUGAUGGAGCAUGGAAAAGCAAAGGCUGUCUACCUACCUGUGUCCAUUCAGAGUACGAGACCCAGUAGGGAUUCUUUAUCCUUACAGGUAUUUAUUUCUUAGGGACAAAACCUGCAAGGUUUUGAAUCAAGUUGCCUUGAGCCGUGCUAGAACCGCUAGCUAUGGCUAUGCCUUUUGUUAUUGUGACCAAGUAAAACUUUGAGCUCUGUAAUGCACAGGGAUUCUAACACCACCUGCUGAUCCUUUCUGACCUCCAGCUCCAUGGUGACAGGUCAUAUGCAAUGCCUCCACUCAAAGCCCCAUCCUCUUUUCCCGAGCAAUUAGUUAACAACAGUGUUGUCAAGUUCUUCGUUGUGCUCUGGGUUACUGGGCUCAGGCUUCACAUAGGGACUUGCCCAGACUGAGUCACAGAUAUGUUUUCUUACCAUGUUUUGACUCCCUUUUGCAGGACAUUGUGAGUUGGUUUAGCCCCUUGCUACUGAAUGCCAACAGCACAGGCCUUUUCACACACAUAUUCACUUGCCAGGAAAGAACAAAUAACAAAGGUGUAAGGCCAGUAGCAUGUCCUGUGAAAUGGCUUCAAUAUGUGCAAAAGGCGGUCGUUUGAGCUGGGUUGGUACUACCCUUCAUCUGUUUUCAUUUCCCUCUGUAAGCUUCUGUGUUGCAAGGAACAUCUUGUGAAACAUCCUGGCAGAGAAACUAUGACAAUUCCCCCAUCUCCAUGUGCUGUGGGGAACACCCAGGCUACAGCUUUUUAUGCGUACCGGAUUAGAGGCUGUGAAAGCUCUUCACCAGUGUGUGGACUACCCUAAUGCAGUCUUCUGUGCAGGAGGAAGGCCGUAUUUGUGGCCACAUUGCUAAUGUGGACUCUUGAGGAAGAGUGAUACCAUGGUAGAGAUAAUGAAUCACAACGGAAGAGUCAGUCCUGGAACUGCAGUUGUUUUCCUUCAUGGAGACUAUGGCCAGUACAUGACUCUGGUCCAGAAUGCUACAGAGUGGCGCUGCAUCCCCAGCGUAUCUGGAGGCAUAGAGGAGAGCUGGGCAUGCUGCCCGAAGGGCUGGAAACACUUCGAAGGAAGCUGCUACUACCUCUCAGGUGAUAUGAUGUCCUGGGCUGAUAGCGAGCAGAACUGCACUGGGAUGGGCUCUCACCUGGUGGUGAUCAACAGCGAAGCAGAGCAGGAUUUCCUCUUCAACUUGGUGAAAGGAGUAUUUUCUAACACCUAUGAAACAAAAUACUACAUAGGCUUAACUGCUUACAAACCCGGGCAAUGGCAGUGGGUGGAUCAGACUCCAUACGAUAUGACAACCACGUUCUGGAAACCCGGGGAACCCAAUUUACUCUUUGCAGAAAAAUGUGCUGCAAUUCACGUCAAGGGAAACAGAGACCCCAACACUUACAGUAACUGGAAUAACGUCCUGUGCUUCACAAGCUGCUAUCGAAUUUGUGAACUGCCAGUCAAAUCUGUCUGAGGAAGGAAACUCCACUUUGGUUGAAGGAGCUGAAGGAGCACCUUUGAGAAAGGGCAGCUCCCACGAUACCUGAUGAAAAGCUGGCCUGAGCUCACACAAAUGCUUCAUCUUGCCAUGCAGGGUGAGCAAGCCUGCUACAGAAUCUCAGAUCUGAUGGACAUCAGUUCCCCUCCUGUGCCCCUGCGUCUCUUUCCAAGAUGGAGAUCAGUCCUGGAUGAAAAUGCUCAGGCUGAUGUCAAGGACCUACUGUGACCCUUUUCGCAGUCCUCCUUCACAGAUGAGUGCCCUGAUCCUCCAGCAUUUUCCUUGACUCCUGUCCAGUCAAUGAUGUGGAAAAGGCCCUCUCUGUUCCAUGGAAGGAUACUGGCCCUAAGAGUCACUGGAGCAGAAUUUUAAAGAAGAGCAUGCAGUGGAGCAUGCUUGGCCCACCCCUGAAGGGAUCAGUUAUUCAUGGUUCACCUUUAAUGUUUCCUUCUUCCUUCAGCAGGUUCUGCAUUGAUAAGUUAAAAACCCCACAGCAGUAAAUGUUAAAUCCAUUCAAUGCACGAGGCUGUCUUCUGACAAGUCCCAUCACUCUACCAACCUAGCCUUCUCCCUGCAUGAGGGUUCUAACUUUUCAGUGUGUUUGAUACCUCCAGGUGAGAAUAUUACUGUGAGUGUGCUGGAGUGGCCAGGAGCAGGAAAAAUCCAGUGUUCAUCUGCAGAGCAUGUGAGAAAGGCUCUGAACACUUGUGGAGAAUCAGGGAAGCAACAGAGCAGGCUGUGCAGUAGUCAGUGCCAACAACUUUUUGCUCAGCUUGUAGCAGAAAGGAGAUGGAUUUUGGAGAUCCUACUGAGAUAUGUGGCAGGAGUAAGCUUGACAAUGAAAGGGAGAGAAAGCAAUCAAAUAUCACAUGAAGGAUAAAAGCCAGAGUUUCCCCAGGAGGGAUUUAUAACGUGAGAAAAAGGUAGAAGACCCCUGUAAGAGGCAUCACUGUAAAUCAAACACACAGAAGUCUUGAGCUUGCUCUGCUUCCCUCAAAUUCCCCACACCUCUGUCUGUAUAUUCUUCCUUUUCAUCAAUGAUAUCCAUGCUUCUUGAAGAGCUGGGAGUUUCCAGUUUGUGACUAAAAAUACAACCUGAAAAAACAGUUAUGAUCUA